UUGUUCUUGAUUCUGCCGGAUGUUGUUAGCAAUAGUUAUAAACCGUUUAAUGCAAGAUUUGGUAUAAUCUCUCACCGGCCGCUCAUUGUCAUGGCUUCCACUGUUCCCAUCAAGAUUGGUAUAAUUGGGGGUUCGGGACUUGAUGAUCCAGACAUCUUGGAGGGAAGGACUGAGCUUUAUGUUGAUACACCGUAUGGAAAGCCGUCUGAUGCUCUGAUACUGGGGAAAAUAAAAAAUGUGGAGUGUGUGCUCCUUGCGAGACAUGGAAGGCAACACACCAUAAUGCCAUCCAAUGUGAAUUUCCGGGCCAACAUUUGGGCACUGAGAGAACAGGGCUGCACACACCUGCUGGUUACCACGGCAUGUGGCUCACUUCGGGAGGAGAUUCAGCCAGGAGACAUUGUAAUCAUUGAUCAGUUCAUUGACAGGACUACUAAGAGAGCUCAGACACUGUAUGACGGACAGCCCACCAGUCCUGCAGGCGUGUGUCACAUCCCCAUGGCUGAGCCUUUCUGUAACAGAACUAGAGAGGUCUUGGUGGAGGUGGCGAGGAGUUUGGGCGUCAAGUGCCACGUGCGAGGGACCAUGAUGACGAUCGAGGGGCCCCGCUUCUCCUCCAGGGCAGAGAGCCUGAUGUUUCGCCAGUGGGGCGCUGAUGUCAUCAACAUGACGACCGUGCCUGAGGUAGUCCUCGCCAAAGAGGCUGGCAUUUGCUAUGCCAGCAUCGCCAUGGCGACGGACUAUGACUGUUGGAAGGAACAUGAGGAGGCGGUCUGUGUUGACAACGUACUGAAGACGAUGAAGGAGAACGCUAACAAAGCCAGCAGUAUCCUGCUAACUGCAAUACCGCAGAUUAGUCAGAUGGACUGGGCUCAGACAAUAAAGACUUUGAAAUCGAUGGCACAGUCUUCCGUAAUGUUACCAAAACAUUAAAGGGCGUAGAAAACAAAUAAGUGGAAAGGGUUAAAAAAGAAAAAAAGAAAUCAGACACCACCUGCACUGACUCCAACCCCCGGACAACAGACUGAACUCUGCCUGUGGAUUCUUCAUCAUUGAAUCACAAGAAAGUGCCUCGCACGACUCAUGCAUGUGCUGUGUCUUUAGCUGGAGAUGGCGUGUUUGUUUUUUGUUUUUCUCUACUCAAAAUAAACUGCUCUUCAUACUCA
This is a messenger RNA of Solea senegalensis (Senegalese sole), 1166 nucleotides long. It is a transcript of the gene mtap, whose product is annotated as methylthioadenosine phosphorylase. The transcript is spliced from 8 exons. Gene Ontology annotation, biological process: nucleoside metabolic process. Gene Ontology annotation, cellular component: cytosol. Gene Ontology annotation, molecular function: S-methyl-5-thioadenosine phosphorylase activity. The record is from RefSeq and is a predicted model, not a curated record. The coding region runs from base 91 to 933 and encodes 280 amino acids. NCBI's taxonomy places the organism in Eukaryota, Metazoa, Chordata, Actinopteri, Pleuronectiformes, Soleidae.